AUGUGACCCGGUCCGAUAUGGUGUCGCCUCCUCUCGAGGAGGCGGCGGCGUCUUCGGCUCCGCUGCGCGUCGGGCCGGCCCUGCGGCCGCUCAUGGGCAGCCAGGGCCGCUCGGGUUCCCCCGGGAACCGCGGGCCCAGGGAAGGCGAGGGCGGGGAGGCGAGGAAGCUGCAGGAGGCGAGGGUCGCGCGGGGGAAGCGAGGGAAGGGGAGAGCGGGCACCGGGCGCGGCGGAAGAGGAAGCGGGGCGGAAGGGAAGCCGGGCCUGCGGCCGGCGAGGACGACAGCGGGGCCGGCGGCCGAGGCGGGCCCGGGGCGGCCGGGAGAGGAGGGCGGAGGCGUGGAGGAAGGGCCGAGAAGCUCCGGGAAGCGGGAUGAGGAGAGCGCAGGGCCCGGGGCCGGGCGGCGGGAGGACGGCAGCCUGGACAGAGCUCAGGGGCGUGGGUGUCAGGCGUGGGGCGGCCUCCCGGGGACCCGGACGGCCAUGGCGGCGGCCGCCGGGGAGGAGGAGCCGGCGGCGGCGGCGGAGCCCGCUACCCGCCCGGCCGCGGGGCCCGCGCUCUGGCGCCUGCCCGAGGAGCUGCUGCUGCUCAUCUGCUCCUACCUCGACAUGCGGGCCCUCGGCCGCCUGGCCCAGGUGUGCCGCUGGCUGCGGCGCUUCACCAGCUGCGACCUGCUCUGGCGCCGGAUAGCCCGGGCCUCGCUCAACUCCGGCUUCACGCGGCUCGGCACCGACCUGAUGACCAGCAUUCCAGUAAAGGACCGAGUGAAGGUUUCUCAGAACUGGAGACUGGGGCGCUGCCGGGAGGGGAUUCUGCUGAAGUGGAGAUGUAGUCAGAUGCCCUGGAUGCAGCUGGAGGAUGCUUCUCUGUACAUAUCUCAGGCUAAUUUCAUCCUGGCCUACCAGUUCCGCCCAGAUGGUGCCAGCCUGAACCGUCGACCCUUCAGAGUUUUUGCUGGGCAUGAUGAGGACGUUUGCCACUUUGUGCUGGCAAAUUCACAUAUCAUCAGUGCAGGAGGAGAUGGGAAGAUUGGCGUUCACAGGCUCCACAGCACCUUCACUGUUAAGUACUCGGCUCAUGAGCAGGAGGUGAACUGUGUGGACUGCAAAGGGGGCAUCAUUGUGAGCGGCUCCAGGGACAGGACAGCCAAGGUGUGGCCUUUGGCCUCGGGCCAGCUGGGGCAGUGCUUACACACCAUCCAGACUGAAGACCGAGUCUGGUCCAUUGCCAUCAGCCCGCUACUCAGCUCUUUUGUGACAGGAACAGCUUGUUGUGGGCACUUCUCACCUCUGAGAAUCUGGGACCUCAACAGUGGGCAGCUGAUCACACAUCUGGGCAGUGAUUUUCCCCCAGGGGCUGGGGUGCUGGAUGUCAUGUAUGAGUCCCCCUCUACACUGCUGUCCUGUGGUUAUGACACCUAUGUUCGCUACUGGGACCUCCGCACAAGUACCCGAAAGUGUGUCAUGGAGUGGGAGGAGCCCCACGACAGCACCUUAUACUGCCUGCAGACAGACGGCAACCACUUGCUGGCCACAGGUUCUUCGUACUAUGGUGUUGUGCGUUUGUGGGACAGGCGCCACAGGGCUUGCCUGCAUGCCUUCCCGCUGACAUCGACUCCCCUCAGCAGUCCUGUGUACUGCCUGCGAUUCACAACCAGGCAUCUCUACGCUGCGCUGUCUUACAAUCUCCACAUCCUAGACUUUCAAAACCCAUGACAAACGACGCCUGCCUUUGAGCUGGGCAAGUAAGCUACUCAGGGACCUCUCUUGCCUGGCAGGUGAAGUGAUGGAUACCUCACCUGUCUUCCCAGCCCUGCUGAGCUCCUAGACCUGUGACCACGAUGCCUCAGCACCCGAGGCACCUCCUGCACACUGGGGCUGACGGAUGCAGGCCCUGCCAGGACCUGUGGUCUUAGGAGGAUGGACCUGAACUCAGAUGUUUACAAUAGGGCCAGCAACCCUGUCCCCAAGCCCUUCACAGCACUACAGCAGCCUACACAGAGUGAGCUGAGGGACUGCCACCACCCCAGCUACAAAAGGGUGCAGUUGUUGGAACGUCUGCUGCCACCUCCUGUCAGGUGACAACUUCUCGGAGUUGGGGUCUCCCUUCUGAGGCACUAGCCUGCUUUUGCUUUGAAACUAAGAAGGACGACAAAGGACAGCUGUCAGUUUGGGGUUCUGGGCUAACCGUUCCUCAGGCCAGCUUGGGAAAUGUGCUGUGAUUUUCAUUUUUGUAAAAAUAAAAUUUGGUUGUUCACAAA
Molecule: messenger RNA, 2260 nt
Organism: Phodopus roborovskii (desert hamster)
Lineage: Eukaryota; Metazoa; Chordata; Mammalia; Rodentia; Cricetidae
Gene: Fbxw4
Product: F-box and WD repeat domain containing 4
Exons: 9
Coding region: 18-1715 (565 amino acids)
Biological process (GO): SCF-dependent proteasomal ubiquitin-dependent protein catabolic process
Cellular component (GO): SCF ubiquitin ligase complex
Molecular function (GO): protein binding
Source: RefSeq, a predicted model, not a curated record